Pteronotus mesoamericanus is the source of this 4298-nucleotide messenger RNA. It is a transcript of the gene FHIP1A, whose product is annotated as FHF complex subunit HOOK interacting protein 1A. The transcript has 13 exons. NCBI's taxonomy places the organism in Eukaryota, Metazoa, Chordata, Mammalia, Chiroptera, Mormoopidae. The record is from RefSeq and is a predicted model, not a curated record. Bases 1107 to 4235 code for a protein of 1042 amino acids.
UUCUCCGCUGGCUUUUGUUCAGUUAUCUCCGCAGGCGCCCCUCACUCACCUCAGGUGGAUUUUCUGGGGCGUAGUGGAUCUCUAUCAGGAUCACUGGCAUUUCCCGUGGCAUUUAGUAGAAAGAGAGUCAUAAAGAAAGAAUGCUGGGAAGAACCUUUGGUUGUUGACUUAACCAGCAGCACAGAAAUGUUUGUCUGUUAACAUAGCACCUUUAAACAAACAAGCCACUGACUUGUUGCACAUUGUAGCUCUCAAAGCCCCUCUGUCUAAAUGAAUUGAACUCAAGGAAGUGAAAAGUAAAGUCUAGCUAUUCCUAACUGGCAACACGUGAACAUGAACCUUAGGAAACACAGCAGCCUCUGUGAGAGACCUGUCUGUAUAACCCUUACAGACCCCUAAAUUUUUUAAGAAUUAAAAAAAAUAUAUAUAUACACACACAUAGUUAAAGGGCUGUAUCUUGACUGUUUUCCCUGAAAAAAUGUGAAUAUACUACAAAAAUAUGUGAGAAGUUAAGAUUGAUGAAUAGAGUUUGCUUUCUGCAGCCUGAAGACUUUUAAAUAGACACUGAAGGAGGAGGAAGCAAACUUAGUUGCAAGAAACCUAAUACUGCUGGAAGAAGGGGGAGACGUGGGACCAAAAAUAGAGCAGGAGCCGGGUCUAGGGAAGCCCUUUUGUUGAGUUGUUUCAUUGGCUUUAAAUGAUCGCUUUCCUAGAAGCAACAAGAAAAACUGGUCCAGUUUGUUUUCAGAAUUGGAAGAAAAUACUUAUAUUUUGAGAGACUUGGAGUUUCCAGCAUUGCCCAGCAUUGGAGAAAUUUUUCCUGCUCCUCGGACAGAGUGGAGAGAGCACAGGGACAGCCCAGCAGCGGGGUGAAGAGCACAGUUACAGGCGGUGUCUGCUUUUCUUAUUACUGUUGAUCCACGUUCAGUAAUGUUUAAUAAUAGACUUUGAAAAAGCCUGGUUGAAUUUACAUAUCCAGGUUUUGGAAGGUGACAGUGAAAUGUGAAGAAGUUACAUUUCUAAUGUGAUACUUGAAAGUUAGUGACUGCUUUUGAAAUUUUCAUGAAAAUUAAAUAUGACUUAGAAGCAUUGGUUUAUGAAGUUUUAUGAUGUCAUCGGUUGCGACUGAAAGCAAACUCCAGCAGGCUGUGAGCCUUCAGGGAGUGGACCCGGAAACAUGCAUGAUCGUGUUUAAAAACCACUGGGCACAGGUUGUAAAGAUCUUAGAGAAGCACGACCCCUUGAAGAACUCCCAGGCAAAAUAUGGAUCCAUCCCCCCAGAUGAGGCCAGUGCUGUGCAGAAUUAUGUAGAACACAUGCUCUUCCUGCUGAUUGAAGAACAAGCCAAGGAUGCUGCAAUGGGGCCAAUUCUGGAAUUUGUGGUCUCUGAGAACAUUAUGGAGAAACUCUUCCUCUGGAGCUUGAGACGGGAAUUUACUGAUGACACUAAAAUCGAGCAGCUCAAGAUGUAUGAGAUGCUGGUCACCCAGUCACACCAGCCACUGCUCCACCACAAGCCCAUUCUGAAGCCCCUGAUGAUGUUGCUGAGCUCUUGUUCAGGGACAGCCACCCCCGUCGUGGAAGAGAAGCUGGUUGUCCUGCUCAAUCAGCUGUGUUGCAUCCUUGCCAAAGAUCCAUCCAUUCUGGAACUCUUCUUCCACACGAGCGAGGACCAAGGGGCGGCCAACUUCCUCAUCUUCUCCCUUCUGAUUCCUUUCAUUCACCGAGAGGGGACAGUGGGUCAGCAGGCCCGGGAUGCUUUGCUUUUCAUCAUGUCUCUCUCUGCCGAGAACAGUAUGGUGGCCCAUCACAUCGUAGAGAACACCUACUUUUGUCCAGUGCUUGCAACUGGGCUCAGUGGACUCUACUCUUCCCUGCCUACCAAGCUGGAAGAGAAAGGCGAAGAGUGGCACUGCCUUCUCAGAGAUGACUGGCUCCUGCUGCCUUCCCUCGUGCAGUUCAUGAACUCCCUGGAGUUCUGCAAUGCCGUCAUACAGGUGGCUCAUCCCUUGAUUCGUAAUCAGCUUGUAAGUUAUAUUUACAAUGGGUUCUUGGUACCAGUCUUGGCUCCUGCACUCCAUAAGGUGACCGUGGAGGAAGUCAUGACCACCACUGCGUACCUGGACCUCUUUCUGCGCAGCAUCUCCGAGCCGGCGCUACUGCAGAUCUUCCUCCGCUUCAUCCUGCUGCACCAGCACGAGAACGUCCACAUCCUAGACACUCUCACCAGCCGAAUCAACACCCCGUUUCGGCUCUGUGUGGUGUCCCUGGCAUUGUUUAGAACUCUCAUCGGUUUACACUGUGAAGAUGUGAUGUUACAGCUAGUUCUGAGGUACCUGAUCCCCUGCAAUCACAUGAUGCUGAGUCAGAGGUGGGCUGUGAAGGAGAGAGACUGUUACUCUGUGUCCGCGGCCAAGUUGCUCGCCCUGACCCCAGUCUGCUGCUCCAGCGGGAUCACCCUGACCCUUGGGAACCAAGAGAGGGAUUAUAUUCUCUGGUCCAAGUGCACGCACGAUGGUGCAGGGCCCCUGGAGCAGCCGCGCCCCGAGGCGUCCCCUCCGGCCGCCUGCAUCGUGGAGCGCGGCAGAGCCCUGGACAUCAGCUACCUGCAGUACCUCUGGGAGGCCCGCGCCAACAUCCUCCAGUGCAUGCGGGACUGCCGCGCCUGGUCCGCCCUCUACGACGGGGACUCGCCGGACCCGGAGACGUUUCUGCAGAGCCCGACGGAGGAGAGCGCUCCCAGCUCCACCUGCCCCGCGUUCCGGCCGCCGCCGCCGCCCCUCGGGAAGACGGGGCCUCCGCCGGCCACGAGGAAGGACAAGAACCAGACGGACCUGGAGUGGGACGACAGCUACGACACCGGCAUCUCCUCCGGGGCGGACGCGGGCUCCCCCGGGCCCUACGACGACCUGGAGAACGCUGGCCCGCCGAUGCCGAUGGAUCCCCCCAAACACAUCCAGGAGAUGAAGAAGAACGCCAUCCUCCGCUUCAAAGGGACCUACAUCGAAGAGUCUGACUUUCAGGACGACGUGAUGGUGUACAGGCUGUGUGCCGAGAAGGACUCUGAGGAUGCCAGAAGUUCACAGGAGGAACCUGCGAGGCCCACUGCCCAGGACCCGGCCGAGGGUCAGAGCGACCCCGUGAACAACGGCCUCCUGCCCAGCCCCCAGCCGGAAACAGACUCAGAGGGGGACCGUAACAGGGACAACUCAGACAUGUUUCCAAACGUGUCCAAGGAACCACAAGGGGAGCCUGAGCCUGCAGUAGCCCCAGAAUCACACGCAGAGUCAGCACCAUGUGUCUCUGAGGCAGAGCACAAUUCAGACCUGGUGGAUAUUGACCCAGAGGGAGAAGACUUCAUUGCCCAGUACGACCAAAUCAUUAAGGAACUGGACUCCGGCACGGAGGGCUUGAUGGGACAGAAUUUUUCUGCACCUGAUCCCUCGCUCCUCACAAAUGAGCCAGAGGGAAAGGAAGACAGCAGAGGCGAAGGGGAGGAGGAGGCGGCAGCGAAGAAGGACCUAGAAGAGGAGGAGGAUGACUUCGACUCUUUUAUAGCGGAAGCCCCUGCCGUAGAGGCCGUGCCGUACCCGUUCGGGGUGAGAGAGGAGGCUGACUUUGCCAGCCACCGGCCCGUGAGGACUCAGAGCAUCCCGUUCACAGGCCCCUUCAUCAGCGUGGUCCUGUCGAAGCUGGAGAACAUGCUGGAGAAUUCUUUGCACGUGAAUUUGCUGCUUAUUGGAAUCAUUACACAGCUGGCCAGCUACCCCCAGCCUCUCCUGCGCUCCUUCCUGCUCAACACCAACAUGGUCUUCCAGCCGAGCGUCCGCUCUCUCUAUCAGGUCCUAGCAUCUGUGAAAAACAAGAUUGAACAGUUUGCCUCUGUGGAGAGAGACUUCCCAGGACUCCUCAUACAAGCCCAGAAAUACCUGCUCUUCCGAGUGGACAUGUCUGAUGUGACACUUGAGUCACUAACCAAAGAUUCCACUCAGGAUGCUUCCAGGACAGGGACUGGCAAGAGCCUUUUGGAUGGUCCGCCAAGGGUGCUUCAGCCCUUCCUGACGAACAGAGCCAAGGCAGCCGGGGUGCCCCCCAGCCUGCCCCUGCCGGUGAGGAACACCAUGCUGGCUGCGGCGCUCUUCCCGGAGUUCCUGAAGGAGCUGGCCGCCUUGGCCCAGGAACACUCCAUCCUCUGCUACCAGGUCCUGGGCGACUUUGAGGACUCCUACUGUUAGGGUUUUUUAAAAAAAGAUUUUAGUGUCUUGACUGAAUGUUAAAUGCAAAGCUGCUUACAAAAA